Verruconis gallopava is the source of this 1942-nucleotide messenger RNA. RefSeq lists its product as uncharacterized. NCBI's taxonomy places the organism in Eukaryota, Fungi, Ascomycota, Dothideomycetes, Venturiales, Sympoventuriaceae. The record is from RefSeq and is a predicted model, not a curated record. The transcript has 7 exons. The coding region runs from base 1 to 1935 and encodes 644 amino acids.
AUGUGGGUAGCCUUAAUCAAGCUCACCUGUUUCCUUGGGCGGAUGGGGGCUUUCGCAUUCGCCGUCAUAUCCCUAGCACUCAUCUCUUUGACUUUGGCAGAGCGCAAUUGGAUGGAUGGCAUUUCCAUCUACAUUGUGGUCAUGGGCGUCGUCAGUAUUCCUGCCUCGCUGGUACCUCCUUAUCCCAACUUCUUAUACGAUGGGUUCUUCGCCGUCGCGUGGGCUGUAUGCGCUAUAUUCUCCUUUGUGAUCAUGUUUCUCAAAUCCACCUGCUAUGGUGUCGCAAACGUUACGCCGGGUGAAAAUUAUGUUUCAUGCCCUAAGUAUAGGGCUUUGGUUGCUAUGUGCUUUUUAGAGUUUGGAGCUUGGGCUGGAUGCGCUGGACUGGGCUUGUUGCUCUUCCUCAUCGCAAUUUUCAAAAAUGCACGGAUACGAAGUAACCACAAUCUUCUUCAACCAACAAUUUACCGAGAACAGAAGGCCGAGGCUGGGGAGCGAACGGACUCUAUGGCAAUCCCACCCAUUCCUACUAAUGCUCCUGCUCCCGUCCAUGUUGAUGAGAAAAAGGCCCCAGUCGAUGAUGAAAUCAGUCCCUAUCGAGAUGAGAAAGCCCAAUAUUCAGACGAAAAUCGACAAUACGGUGUUGAGAAACGUACGUACGCAGAUGAGAAACGACCAUCUCCCACAGCUUAUGCGCCACCUGAUGGGGGAAAGAGUGCAAGAGCUUCAGCGGUCGCGGCCACAACUACAUAUGUUGAAGAAGCAGAAGAAGAAAAAUGGGAGCCGGAUCCACCAGAGUACAUGAAAGUGAAAGGUCUCUUUGCUGACUUCAUUCUCGAACACUGGCUUGCGCUCGGGUUGCUCGGGAUUAUCACUGUUGCUAUCAUAAUCCCGAUUCUCAUCAUAUAUGCAGUGCCAGCUUUUGCAGUUUACGUGGCGAACAAUAUCGCGGUUCCAGACAAUGUCUACGGAGCCAUUACUAGUUUUAAAGAAGAUUAUGCUACAUUUGACAUUCACUCCUCAAUUAGAGCACCUGCCGGUAUUUCUGCUACGCUAUAUCCCGCAGACGUCAUGCUCUUCAACCCGGAUACUUUACCGAAUCCACUGCCGAUUGCGCAGGUCCAUACGUCCACGAUCAAGAUUCAUGGCGGACAGACCUUCACCGCCUAUAAUCAGAAUAUAACAAUAGGUAAUUUGACAGAAUGGGGCCGGCUAUGGCGCAGGUUCGUCUUCCUGCCGGAACUGGGAAUUGGAGCGAGAGGGAAGCUCAAAGUCAAAGUUGGUCCGAUCAAGACGACGGUGGACGUCACGAUAGUCAAAAACUUCCAAGGCUUGCUCAAUGCGACCGUGCUAAAGCUCGACUCCUUAAUUCUCCAGCCACCGGAUCAAGAUGGUGCAAACAUCGUGGUUACGAUUCCGGUCGUCAAUCCGUCACCUUUGACAGUCAAUUCGACGGCCAAAGCUUCCGCUAAUGCUCUUAUCGGUGAUACGGUCCUGGGAUCUGUGUUCGUCGAUGGCUUCCAGCUCGUGAAAGGAAAAGGCCUCGUGACGGCCAAAGCCAAGUUGAAUCUUGAUAACAUAGUGGGUGUAUUAAGAAAUAUCACACAGAUCCUCGGCACAGAACUUCCCGCACUGGGUCGUGGGUGGUUGAUUGCUACUGCGCAGGCCACCAGCAUAAGCGAUGACGGCAAUACUUGGCCGUACUGGACGGCUGCGGCAGAGGCGGUGAAAAUAUCAGCAGCAGUUCGAGUGCUGCCUCUUGUUGGUGGCCUUGUCGGGGAUGUUUUGGGCGGUGUCCUCAACGGCAACGGUGGAGCAUUGUUGACACUCGAACCACAGCAGAAAAUCAAUGUCAACGUUACGCCGAUCAAUAACGUUUUGAAAAAUCUGACAAUAGUAGAUGCCGAAACACUGGCUGCACAAGGUUACCAAUGAUGUUAUG